Molecule: messenger RNA, 4187 nt
Organism: Xylona heveae TC161
Lineage: Eukaryota; Fungi; Ascomycota; Xylonomycetes; Xylonales; Xylonaceae
Exons: 5
Coding region: 297-3902 (1201 amino acids)
Biological process (GO): regulation of transcription by RNA polymerase II
Source: RefSeq, a predicted model, not a curated record
ACUUAUUAGUCUUUGGGUCUUUCAAUUCUCCUGCGACGAUAUUCUGCACUGAAGAGGCCUUUCUCUUGAGACAGUAAUCAUUUUACUUCUCUUGGAGUUCUUACGAAGCUAGCAAAGUUGAGGCUAAGCUACUUCCACAUGUCCGCCAGGGGCGACUGUGCGGUUUCGCAUUACGUCCGGUGAAGGAGGUUCUCCCAGAAAUUAGACACGGCAAGUGGAACUUCAGAUGGUACAUCACCUUUUACAGCAAUUCCUUUUGUCGACGUUCUGAGAAAACUGCGACCCUUUGGCUCGCCAUGGCGCCGCUACCUGCACCUCAAAGGCGAGCUUCAAACUCGCGACCCCGAGCGCGGGGCCGGCCCCGACUCAACGCUGCACCCGCCCAGAAAGACGCAAGCGCAACGAUCGAAGUCCCAAUAAAGAAGAGGAAAUACAUCCCUGGAGGACCUGGUGGUGGUGGAAGGUAUGUCGAGGUCGACGGAACCGAGACUGUCGUUGGGGGCUCAGGGCCAGGAGGAAGUAAGUUUAGUGCAGUUCGACCGCGGACAGGCCGAGGAAGUGUCUCUAGUGGGACACCAUCACGCCCACGAAGAGAAAGAACGGCGACAGUUCGUCCGAGAUAUAGUUCGGCCGCCGCUGCCGCCGCCGCCGCCGUCGCCCACGGCGAUGGCUAUAAACCUCGAGAGGAACGGGGCUGGGAGGAGUUUCACCAAGAUCUUGACAUUGAUGCAAAGCUGCCUGUAUUCGGUGCCGAUGAAAUAGACGGGGUCGAGCCCACGGAUACUACUGCGGACGUUGCGACUCCAGAAAGAGCUGAUGGUGGUAGCCUUGACGGCUUCAAAGGCUUAAGCCGACAAACCAGCGAUAUGACCCUGAUCUCGCCAGCGCCGACUGUCGUUGGCGGCGAGGCGAGUACGGCAUCUCUAACUAAUGGCGAGGCUCCGGGAACCCCGACAGAGAAAGCGAGCGCAACAGCAUCGCCCAUUAAACGGCGACCAGGUCGACCUCCUCGUCGCCAUGGUUCUCUUUUAGAUGGUCUAGGCACUCCCAACGGCCCCAAAUAUAUUCCUCCGCCCGGACCAAAUCCCCGCGAGCGUUUAACCCUUCCAAAACCUUCCUUUCGGGUCGCCGACAUAUUUAUGCCUCUUGAACAAAAGGGCUCAGGGCAGCAAAACUACGUUGAUCGAGCCAUGGCGAAUGUGGGAUACCAAGAGAGUGACCUUUUUAUGCGACCAGACAAGCGGCUUAUUCGAGUUGCUGAAGGCGCAGUCGAUGAGGAUCUCGACGUUGGUGUGGGCUACAGAAGCGAUGGUGAACCUACCGCCGUUCUAGGAGGUGGGAGUGUGGGAAAAGUUGAAUACGACAUGGACGAGCAAGAUGACAAGUGGUUGGAGGCAUACAAUGCAUAUAGAAAGACCGAGCAGGUCGAGGCCAUCAAACCUGCCAUCUUUGAAGUCACAAUGACAAAGAUUGAGAAGGAAUGGCAUGCCUUGGAAAAACGAAUACCAAAACCAAAUCCAAAACCUCCGCAAACACAUCGGCCACGAUCGAGUCUUACAGUCGCUAUAAACGGUGAACCAUCAGGAAUGGGCGAGGAGCAAGACAGCAAAUGCGCAGUUUGCGAUGAUGGAGACUGCGAAAACACAAAUGCAAUCGUCUUCUGCGAUGGGUGCGAUCUGGCAGUUCAUCAAGAAUGCUAUGGUGUGCCUUUCAUUCCCGAAGGCCAAUGGCUCUGCCGAAAAUGCCAAUUGAUCGGACGUGGUACUCCUACAUGCAUUUUCUGUCCAAAUAUGGACGGUGCCUUUAAGCAGACAAAUACGUCUCGGUGGUCUCACAUACUUUGUGCCAUCUGGAUUCCAGAAGUUUCUCUGGGGAAUACUACCUUUAUGGAGCCGGUAAUGGACGUAGAGAAGGUUCCAAAACCGCGAUGGAAACUAACUUGCUACAUUUGCCGGCAGCGAAUGGGCGCGUGCAUUCAGUGCAGCAAUAAGAAUUGCUUCAUUGCAUUCCACGUCACUUGCGCAAGACGAGCGAGGCUGUUUUUACGAAUGAAGACGGCUCAUGCUGGUCCAGCAAGUAUGGAUCCAACCGUAUUCAAGGCCUAUUGCGACAAGCACGUGCCGCCAGAUUGGCGGAAAGAGAACGAUGUUGACGCCGCGACCGCGGAUGCGCAAGACUUUUACCGACACACGAUGCGUGGGCGACUCUGGGCGGACAGUCAACAAUCGGCACUUGCUCUCCUUCCUUCGCAGAGCCAGUCAGCCUUACCACCUGCCGACGACCUUGCUCUUCUUGAUCCGUCACAGGCCGACUCCGCUGGAAAUAAGCGAAAGCGCAACCAACCUCCAAAAUCUAUCUGGAAACUCCCUUCUGGUGCCCCUGUCGUCCCUUCGGUGGUAUUCAAUGCUGUGGAGAGCUCUCUGCAGCGUUUCGGCAUUCGAAAACGAAAAGAAUAUGCCGCAGAAGCAUGCAAAUACUGGACACUCAAACGAGAGGCUCGGAGAGGUGCGGCUCUCUUGAAGCGUCUACAGCUCCAGAUGGAAACAUUUUCCUCCAUGGAGAUUACGAGGCGCAACUUUGCUGGCAUGGGCACAGCCGGAAGACCGAAGCUUCAACGGAGGAUUGAUUUUGCAGAAAUGUUACUACAGGACGUGGAAAAACUCCGUCUUCUUUGCGACGAGGUAAAGAAGCGAGAACGCGAAAAGUUAAAGGAUGCGGAGAUGUUACGAGAUGUUGUUGACACGAUAUAUUUCCCAUUGAUACCCCUUCUUUGGCCAAUAUUUGACAAAGCGGUCAGCUUGGAUGGGAAAGGCGUUUUUCGACAGGGCUUUUCAGGUAUCCAGUCAAAGCUUGACGAUCGAAGUUACACAUCGGUUUUUCGAUUCGCCGCCGAUCUUUGCAGUGUCUUGAGUGCAGCCUUGUGGGCCUAUUCUCCCGGUCAAUUUGCUCACGAGCAGUCUGAGACCGCUGGCCAGAGCGCCAUUGUUGACCCCAAGUCUGAGGCUAAGGACAAACAAAGAGUGGCUAAAAGGAUUGUUAGAGCCAUCCGAGGACCGCUUGAAGAGGCUAUUGGCAAGGAAGCCGACCUUGGGGCAAAGUCAGCGGAAAAGACCUUGCAAGAGUUAGGUUCUUUGCUCGAGAACUGUGUCAUCAUUCGAGGAGAAACUUCAGCCACUUCUGCGGGCGACGCUGGUAGCGACGACGAGGCCGAUGAGGGAACCUUGGUGGAGAAAGCUCUCACAACGCAAGAAACCAAUACUGACCAAGUGAUGGCCGAUGCGCCAGCUUGUCCUACAUCCGUUGAAGCCGCUGAGCAAAACCAUUCUGGAAUAUAUGACGAAGAUGCACCUGGAGAAGAAGACGAUGCUACAGUACCUUCUGCACAGUUUCACAACCGUAUCGAAGCUGCAGCUGAGGAAAAUGGCGAGAAAUCGGGCACUCGCGAGAUUGUGCAACCUAACGGAGCUCCUCAGUCGCCUCCUCCGACACAAACGGCACAGAAAUCGCAUGAGCCUGUCAAUGGGCUGCCUCGUCAGCCUGAGACAAUCCCUCACCAGGCCACGCGGCCUAUCGAGCCUCCUACGCCCGCGACUAGCUCAGAGGAGGAGCUGAUGGCUCCUUUGAAUGCGGGAGGCAUCCCUUGGUAUUUAGAGCCGUUUGAUCCUCUUGGCACUACCAUUCACGAAGAGCGCUGGACAGGUCGGGAUGUGGCGCGGGGCAUGAGUGAAGAGUUGAGCGAAAUUGACGAUGAGGAGCUUCGAGGGCUGGUAGAUGAAGAAAUGGCAGACAUACCGGAAUCUGUGCCAGCAGAUGGCGCAACUGCGUCAGUCAAAGGCACUGCUCAGACUGCCAUUGUUCCGCGGAAGAAUUUACGAAAACGUCGGUGGCGAGGAUAUCGAUGAGCUGCGUUGUUUAGCUCAGUGAUAGUGCUUUUCGAGAGGACAGACUAAUUUACACAGGCAUUCGGGACAUGGCAAGCAUGGCGUUUGUGGGCGAAAUCCUUUACUUCUAUUUUCCAGUUCGGAAUGCUUUGGAAUGGCGAUAACAGUGAGGCUUCAUUUGGGAAUCUUGGGACCAUUGAGCGUUGAACGUUGUUUAUUCGUCUUUCUUCUUAUGCUUUUGUCUUCAUCGUACGCAUAAUUUUCUUCUCGUGUCUGCUCUUUUCCUCCUUCUUCUGCGGAUAACCC